AUGUGGAAGCGGUGGUGGAAAUUGUACUUCUCCACUACGGAGUUCCGUGGAAACGGUCCAGACAGGCAGGACUUGGGUUGCUCAGACUCCUCAGAGAUGAGGGAUAGCCCAGUAAUUUCGUCCUGCACCUGUUGCCACGAGCGAGGUAUAGCCUGUGACAAUCAAUACCCUCAGUGCUCGCAAUGUUUCCAGGAGCAACUACUAUGUUUCUACAUCGGCACGUCCGGAAAGAAGCGGUUGAGCUCACGCCGGAUGCCUGUGCAGACUCUGGAUGAAUAG
Molecule: messenger RNA, 279 nt
Organism: Paracoccidioides brasiliensis Pb18
Exons: 2
Coding region: 1-279 (92 amino acids)
Biological process (GO): regulation of DNA-templated transcription
Molecular function (GO): DNA-binding transcription factor activity, RNA polymerase II-specific; zinc ion binding
Source: RefSeq, a predicted model, not a curated record